UGUCAAAAAUUUUCUACUUCUCUCCUUCACAUUAAAAAAAAAAGAAAGAAAAAGAUGAACUAAAAACGCAAAGCAAGACAAGAUGCAUUCGAUAGUAGAAAAAUACAAAAUUCUUUAAAUUCUUCAUGAGAAAAUACCAAACAAAUCCAUUUAAAUGCCCACAAAAAGAUUUUCUUCCCAUCCAAUUGAAGUUCUGCGCGCUGCUGCCCCUGCCCUACCCCUUCAUCCACCAACAACAUUAAAUUUUGUCCGUCUCCAGCAGCAACUCAUCGCCAUCGCUAUCGCCAUCAUCUUUGCAAUCAUCAUCUUCAGGCUCGAUUUAAGUGACCCCAAGACCCAGGGAAAUGCAUAAAAAGGUAUAUCGCAUAGUAUAGAAUCUGUGGAAAUAUAACAGAAAUAAGAAAAAGAAAAGCUGAAAAAUGAACAUUGUUCAAUCAAGAAUAAGAUAAACAUUAAUAUUAACAAUUUGUUCGUCGAUUGUGCGGACUGCGGCAGCAGACAGUAAAAAGAAUAUUAAAGUAAAAAAUUAAAAUACAAACAAAAAUGGGUCGCUCCACAAGACAACAGCAGCAGCAGCAGCUCUCUCCUCAGCCCUUGGCUAUCGCUGUUGCCGUCGCUAAACGUCCUAAAGAUUAUUCAAAACAAAAGCUAUUACGAAAGAAAUCUGUGAAGCAAGAAUUAUUAUUAUCAACUCGAGGGCGCUCUAGCUCCACAAAGCUAAACGCCGUAAUGCAAAUGGAUCCACCUGGCAGUCGAAGACGGUUGGGACGGAAUCCAAUAGUAGAACAACAACAGCAGCAGCAGCAGGAACAACAACAACAACAACAACAAGAUUCCUCAUCAUCACCCACAGAUGUAGAUUCGUCGAAUGAGGGUGCUGGACCUGGGGGAAGUGCCGCCGCCGGUGGCAAUUCUGCCGAAUGCCGUCGAAGUUCCCGCAAGAAAACCAUCAAAUUCGACGUUCGUGAUUUGUUGAAUAAAAACCGAAAGAGUCAUAAAAUUCAAAUCGAGGCACGAAUCGAUUCAAAUGCACCCAAAGUAGGUGCUGGCCAGGUUAGCAAAGCUGAGCUGGAUAGUAAGCAGAAGAAUUUUAUUGAAAAAUCAGCGAUAUUUCGGCGCUUUUCGAUAUCCGAGAACAAGCUUCCACCACGGCCUCCUCCACCGCCAGGAGCUCUGAUUCAUACAAUACAGCAGUGUGUGGGCGAGCUGGAGCAGCUUCCCUUGGACGGUGGUGAACUGAAUUUGGCGGCGAUUUCACCGAUAGCUCGGCGGCUGAGUCGGACACAAGACAUUCUCACGGCCAGUAUGAUGAAACCCAAACAAGUGAGCAGUUUGAUAGUUACAAAACUUGAGAGUGCAACAACUUCCAAGGCGGCAGUGCAAUCUUCAUCUUCAGGAACAGCAACAGCAUCAUCAUCAUCAUCAUCAUCAAUUCCACAAGGCAGAAUGCGUAUGGGAGUUGGUAAGAAUGUGCCAUCGAAUUUGGCAGCAAUACCGUCGCCGAAAAAGCCUCAAAAACGUGGACGCAAACCCAAAGCCAAACUUUUUUCCGAGAGCACAACAGAAUCAUCAUCUUCCAAUGAUGGCUUUGAUUUAUCUGCAAAUAGUAAGCUAACUCCUUUGGAAAAUAUCAGAUCCACGGAGGAGGUUCCUUCCCCCGUAGAGUCGUCAGAGCCUAGAGUCAAUUUCAUAGAUGAAAACUCCACAACAGGCAUUGAUUUAAAAGAGAAUUUAGACGCUAGUGCCGUUACACUGCCACAACCAAUAAUUCAAAAUGACUCUGCGCACAAUUCUACAGACGAUUCAUUUGUCGCCGCUCAAGAGGAUGCAUUCACAGCCAGAGUCCAUAGUUCGGAUGAAUCAACAACGGGAUCCCUGAUAAACUCUCCCAAGAGUGGAAGAAAAGGUGACGACAUAUCGCUUUUUGGGCGUAGCAACAGCACUGAGACAAAUAGCUCAGAGGACAGUGAGAAGAGACAUAGAAAAAUUCGAAUCUCAGUCAAGAGAGUUUCGUUGACUCCUCAAAAGUCUCCACGUGCAUUGAGUUUUGAACAAACUGAUGAACCAAUAGAAGUUCUGUCCUCUACCAACGAUGAGAAUUCAACUGGGGAUACAAUCAUGAAGUCUAGAAAACCCAAAUCCAAACUGAUAAAGGGAAAACCGCUGGAAACGUGUGCAACACCUCCAAUAAUUCUACUCGAAAGUGACACAUCCAAUGCAGCUUCGGUGAGUAGCAGUGUAAUUGAAAUAACUAGCUUAGAAAUGCCCACAAAUGAGCUUGUCCCUGAGCAAUCACAAUUGACAAACUUACCUAAAGGAAGAAGUUGUAAAUUGAUCGAAUCGAUUUUCCCGAAAGCUACUCAAAAGUCAUUAUUUCCUCAGAACGCUGAUGUUUCCCCAAAAAAUCGUAGUUCUUCUUCUACAAAAUCCGCCCCUUCUCACCUGCCAAUUGAAACUAGUGCUGCAACCAGGCCAUCAACAAUUCCCGAAGAUGAAUCACAAUCAGAAGAUCUUACCUUGUUGUCGAAAGAAGGCGAUACGGUGAGUGUGGGAGCUGAUGAGGAUCUUCUGAACGAGGAAGCAACCGAAGAAUCUAAUGAAAAGACUACUUCACAAGUAAGAAGUCUGAGAAGUGCUCAAAACGUUCAGAUUAAACCACCAACUCCUCCAGCAGCUACAAAAAGACAAAGAAAAAUUAUUAAGGGCCAAUCAGCUCUUGAUACGUCCACUGAACAAUAUACCAAAAUUCAGCAGGAAGUAUUGGCUGCAGAAACAUCGAAAGAUGAUGAAAGAUUGGAAAGUGUUAAAAACCAAGAAUUAAGUAGAUCGAUAGAAGAGUCUGAAGCGGGCAUAAAACAAUCCUUAAAGAAUCAAAAAGAAGCUUUAAGUGAGCCUAAAAAUAGAGCCUCCUUGGAGUCUGAUAAGAAUGAAGAAUUGACUUCGCCCAAACCAACUCGAUCCAGAGGCUUCAAGCAACAAGAACGAUUAGAGGACCAAAGUCUUUCAGAAGAAACAAUUCCGACUAAAGCUUCGAAAGAAGAAGAAGAACCAACAAAGACCCAACAACCAGAUGUAGUAGAAGCAGCAAAACAAGAAGAAAAAGAUUCCAAAUCCGAAAAAGAAUCAACUCAUGACUCAGAAGACACGACCACACCAGAUCGAAGAAGAGAAACUCUAAGGACGCGUUCCUCAGUUCAACAAACAAAAAGGGAAACUCAAAAAAAGAUUUGCAAUUUAAAAAUCACCACCACCAACUCCAGUACACUAGAUUCAUCCUCAGAGUGUUCCGAGUGUCCUGAGAAAUGUCCAAAAAAUCGUCGACAAAUUAUAUUGGAAGAAAAUGUGAUCGAUGACAAAUCUAAAGAAGAAACCAGCAGCUUGUGUUCAGAGACUUCCUCAAUUACGUCUUCAUCAUCUUCCUCAUCAUCGAUGACAGCUUCUUCAUCCAAGACCUCUUCAACAUCAACAUCAUCAUCAAAUUCUUCUUCUUCUUCAUCGUCAUCGUCAGCAGCAAGAUCUACACGUUCCUCUAAAAGUUCACCAAAAGUUCCUCAUAAACAACAAGACGAACCGCAACCACUGGAAGCGAUAAGAAACAAAUCUCCAGUUUCACCUGGACUGCCAGCAGAUGCCGACAAAACUCAAUCCAACAAGUCUGAUAGUGAGAGCUCCGAAAACUUUUCGUCCACCAAAACCGGCGACACAAAUCUUGAUGAAUCAGAAAAACUUAGGGAGAGGCGAAAGUCAAUGCGAUUGCAACGUUCAUCCUCGGAACCCGACAGAGAUUCUGAAGAAAGCGAAACUUCUCCUCAAACAGCUCGUCACACUUCGAAAACCCGUUCGGGUCGAUCAAGAUGCAGAGCUGAGCGAGGUGCAGAAAUGAGAAAAAAAUUAUCCAAAAAAGGACUUGAUGUUGAAGUUGAAUUAGACAAAGCAUCUUCUUUCGGGGGAACUACACCCCAAAAACCAGAAAAUGAACAAACAGAUGCAUCAAUAACAAAUCAAGAAGCCCCAGAGAUGACAAACACUUCGAUUAGUCCAAGAGCCAAAUCGAAAAAGAGAACAAGACGCUUCGUUCCAAUAAAAUAUAGCUCCUCGGAAUCUGGUACAUUAUCAGAUGAUGGAAAUAAUUCAAUUGAAAUGACAUCAAUGCGUUUAACUCGAACUCGCAGGAAGACUAUUUCCAGUGCAAGUGAACUCGAAGAAAUUCCUCCAUCUAAUCUAAGUCCACCAGAUUGUGCAUUGGAAUACGUGCGCCGCAAAUCCAAACCAAAUCAAUCUAAGAUCCACGAAAGAGGUGAUAAAAAUUCAGCAGUUCAGGAAUUGGAACAUAAAAAAGAUGAUAAUAAGGAAGGAGAUGUAAAAUGUGAUUCAAAUGCAGACGAUGAGUUAACACCGAGAGGUAAACCAAAAGCUGCAAGAUCAAGAAAGGUUAUCCGAAAUUCUUCCAAGGGCCCAACUCGAGUACAAAAUGAGGUUUCUACACAAUCUCCAAAAGAAUCUAAUGAAAGUUCCAUUGACACUAAAGAAAAAAUAGAAGUGGAGCGUUCAGAACCAGCUUCGCCAGCAUCAUCAUUCACUGACUUAUCUGCAGGAGAAGAGCUGGUUGAGACUCCAAGACCGAGAAAGGUAACACGAUCAUUUCUUAAAACUAAAAUCGGUGACUCUGGAAAUAAGGAGUGGAAAGAUCUUGAGAGUUCAGUUAGCAUUGAAGAAGAGAGAAUUGUAGAGAAGAAUGCUUUGGUAGAACUUCCACGGAAAACCGACCUCAAGGAUGACAAAGAAAACAAAUCCGCGCCACAAGCUACAGAAGAAUAUCAGGCUAUUUCUGAAGAUGUUUUGGACUCGGGACUUUGCGAAACAAAGUCCCCUAGACAAAGAAAAGGUACGAAACUCUCUGCAAAAAGUCCAACUUCAAUCAAAAGUAAAAAAGAAUCCAAGGAGCUGAUUGUGGACCAAAAUGAUGAAAAAACGGACAAACCUAAAGAAUCCGGAAAGGAUACGGAAGCCCCUCAGCCUUGCACUUUACCAAAUGACCAUUCAAAGGACGACACUGAUAAAUCAACUCCAAAAAGCUCAGAUUUGUUGCCUAUUUCAAAUUUGAUUGCUCAAGAAGUUAUUACAACAGAAGAAAAUAAAGAAGAUCCUAAUUCGAAACCAACUGAAAUAGUCGAGAAGUUCUCAGCACCAAGAAAAGGAACUAGAUUGUCUUUGAAAAAAUUAGAAAGCUCAAAUUUGGAAGACAAGAGCAAAGACUUAUUAGAAAAUGAUAAAAAUCAAGCUCAAUGUGAUGAAUCUAUGUCGGUAGAUGAUCAAGUUUUAAGGACGUCCAGGCAAAGGAAACCAACAAGAUUUUCUGCUAAAAAGCACGAAAUACCUAAAGUGGAUGUAGUAGUUCAACAAACGCAAGAAAUUUCUGAGACCAGUCGUGAAAGUGGUACAGCAGAGAAAGGACCCGAAUCAGCUUCGCCAAGAAUAAAAAAGACAACACGUUCCACUCCAAAGGUUGAAGUUCCGAACGAUUUAGCGGUGGUAGAGCAGAGUAGGGCAGAAUGCCAACCUAUUGGGGAUAAAGUCAAUGAGCCUACAGAAAUCUCAGAGCUGAAAAAGGCUACUGAAAAGGAUACUGAAACAGUAACUGAUGCUUCCUUAAAGUCCACAAAUCUGGAAGGGAAUUUGGUGCAUGAACAAAACGAUGUUACCAAAUUAGUAGAAACGCCAAAGAGAAGAAGGAAACCAACUCGAUUUUCUCCCAAAAGUCCAGAUAGACCUACAAUCGAAAAAAAAGAGAAUGUCUUAAAACCUUCUUCAGCUGAGAAAUCAGCAGAGGAUGCAGAUAUCGAUGAUACUAAAAAAACUGAAGAACCCAAAACUAUCUCAACUCUUGCCGACGUAUUGCAACCUGUUGUUGCUGUGAAAAGCCCAAGAGUUCGUAAGGGAACUCGAUUCUCUCCCAAAAAUGCAGAAAAUCUUCAAAUUCAGUCGAAGGUGGUAGCAUCAACAGACGCUGAAAAUACUAGUCUAACGGAAAUUCCUGAGGAGCCAUCAAAACCUACUAGAGUUAGGAAGGGAGUUCCUCGCAUUCUUGAUAAAAGUUCCGAGGAUCAAAAAAUCGAAGAAGAAAUCAAGAAAAUGUUACACGAUUGUCAAACGGCAAUUAACGAUGUUACUUCUAUUUCAUCGACGCCAUCUACGACGUCUUUGGAAACAAAAGAACAACCAGAAAUACUCAAAUCGGCCUCAUUAAGGACUAAAAAAGGAACUCGAUUGUCUGCACAAACUCCUCAAGUACAUGAAAGCUCAGAAAAGGAUGACAAAACCAAACCAGAGCUACCCACAGAUGCGUUGAGAUAUAAAACCACUACAGAUUCCCAACAGAAGCCAAAACCACCAGAAAUCGAACCUUUUACUGAUGCUAAAGUUCCAAACGUUUCGAUUGUGCCGACUCCAUCGGAUGACCAAAUGAAUCCUCUUGCUGAAAAUCCAGUGUCCCAUUCACAAAUUCCAAUUGAUUUACCUCAAGAACUGAAUAAAUCGGUGAAAGACAAACUGCCCGUUGAAAGAGGAACCGAAUCUGAAAUGGCAGAUCUAAGUGUGUCCCCUUCACCUUAUCCUCAAUUCAAACCGGAUGUAGCCUCGAAAAAAGCCAUUCAAAAACAAUUGCAAUCAAUGUUGGCUUCUCUAACAUCCGAACCGAAAAUGACCUUUCCAAAGGAAACGACGACUCCCCGCAGAAAGAGGAAAACUUUAGGUGAGCAACAGGAACCAAUCAAUUCAACUAAAGACACUUCUUCAGCAACAAAGAAAGUGGACGAACCACUCAAUCAAGAAAUUGAUAUGAAAAUUGUUUCUUCCGAUUCCUCCAAUCCAACAGAUGAUUCCAUGAAGCCUCCUCAUGAAGAACCAAGUAAAAUUGAUCCAAAACAAACACCUCGAAGACAACUUGAUUCAAGUUUUAUAGAAUCCUUGGAGAAAUCGCUUCUUCGGCCCACGACGAAUACAUCAACUAAAAAAGUCUCAAAAAAGAAAGAAAUUGGUGUGACUUCUUCUGCUUCGCCAUCAAAACCACCCAAAGAAGACACAAAAUCAAAUAAAUCUCUAGCCAAAAAGUUGCAAGAAACGAGUGAGGAAUUGAAGAAAUCUGAACAUACCAGUCCGAAGUUUAAGAAAAAACAAGCCAAGGAAUCACCCAAAGUGUUGAAAAAACUUUCCACCGAAGAUCAAACAGCAACAACAAAACGGAAGAGUGCGGUCGCAGCAAAACCAAAGGAAACCGAAGAAACAAAAUCCUUGGAAUCCAGAUUAUCAGAUCUGUUUCAAGAUGACCCAAUGAACAAGCAGUCUCCAGAUGUACCGACGGCUGUGUUUCCUCAAGCACCAAUGGUUCAUAAGACUAAAGCCGAGACGAAAUUCUUUUCCCCUGAGAAGCGAUUGAUUCCUGAUGAAAUGCCGCUGGAGCCUAUGCCAAUUUCUCAGAAACCAUCUUCUCCUGUCAAAGAAAAAUCACCCGAUUUACUGCCAGAUCCUUUGAAGGACAUCGAGAAGUUCAUAGAAGACGGAGUCAAUCUAUUGAAGAGGAGCUACAAAAUAGAUGCGGACGACGAUGGCUCUCUGGACAGAGAUACCCUCAAAUCAGACGAAACGAUGACGCCCAAGAAGUGCAAGCUAGACGAAAGCGUUGUCGCAGGGGAAGGCAAGCAGCCAGGUGGCUCACCACGCGAUGACGACAACUCCAAUUCGAAUUCAGAGUGUUCAACGAUGACAGCCAACACGUCGACCAGUGAAGUCGAUACACCAAACGGAAUCCGACGUUCGCAUCGCAUCAAGAACAACACCAAGAGCUCCAAGUGUUUAGUAGGACGCGGCCUGGUGCGGGAGAGAGAGCGCUUCUCAAUGAAAAACGACGAUGAAAAAACUAUAUACUCCAUCGACGACCAGAAGUUGGAUUUGGCGGAGGUCGAGGCGAAGAAUUCGAAGUUCCUCAAAGACAUGGAAGAGCGUUUGAGUAAUUUCCGUGUGAUCCGUGAGAAUGAAUACAAAUGUGAGCGGGUGAUAAGCAAAGAGGCCAAAAGAAUGUUGUGCGAUUGUUUCCUGACUCAGGAGGAGGAGGAGCGUGGAGAACUGGGCUGCGGCGAGGACUGUCUCAAUCGAUUGCUGAUGAUCGAAUGUGGCAGUGAUUGUACCGUCCGAGACCGCUGCACCAAUCGACGUUUCAAUAAAUUCCUAUAUUCACCGUGUCGUGUGUUCAGGACGGAAAAGAAGGGCUUCGGAAUCAUGGCUGACAUUGAAAUUUUGCCGGGGGAAUUUAUCAUGGAAUAUGUUGGGGAGGUGAUCAAUGGCGAUGAGUUUGAGUUCCGGAUAAAUGAGUACUCCAAGGAUAAGAACAAACAUUACUACUUCAUGGCUCUGCGGAGCGAUGCGGUGAUAGAUGCCACCGCAAAAGGUAACAUCUCGCGAUUCAUAAACCAUUCGUGCGAGCCGAAUGCCGAGACCCAGAAGUGGACUGUCAACGGUGAGCUGAGGAUUGGCUUCUUCAGUAGGAAAAGCAUAAUGCCGGGUGAGGAGAUCACCUUUGAUUACCAAUAUCAGAGAUAUGGUAAGGAGGCGCAAAGAUGCUAUUGUGAGUCUGCUAAUUGUCGUGGUUGGAUUGGAGCCGAACCAAGCUCUGAGGAAGAAGAAGAAUAUGAUGCAGUUGACGAGGAAGACGAAAGUGAAGAGACCGAAGAGGACGAGGCAGCAAAGGCAGCUGAACCGGUUUCAAUUGUUCCAAGUCCAAUUCCGGCUAUCGUUGAUGUGGCCAAUUCGGAGAAGCAACCUCUUGUACCGUUGGUGGUCACUACUGCUGAAGUUCCUGCUGUCGAUGUUGAAAUGACUGCCUCACUGACUCCGCCGACACAGCCAGUCGCCGAAACACCGACACCAUCAUUGACAGAAACUACUCCAGCAGUGGUUCCAGAAAAGCCAAAAGAGCAACUUCCCAAGAAAAAGAAAGAGAAGAAACGGCUGCUGGAAGAGAAACUCAAGCGCCGAGAGCCCAAACAGUUCCUCGAAGAUCCAGAUAUCGAGGAUGAAGUUCGUUUCCUUGUCAAGUGUGGUCUGCGCAAUCAAGCCGAUACUCUUCGCUUGUCCCGUCUCAUUGUGCGAGCCAAAUUGCUGGAAACACGUAUCAAUCUUCUGCAAAUCUUACGUCAAGGAGAACUACCUUGUCGAAGGUUAUUCCUCGACUAUCAUGGCUUACGUCUGUUGCAUGGUUGGAUGAGUGAAGUCCUAGACACUCGAGACACCGACAAGAGCAUGGAGAUCCGCAUGGAGCUGUUGAGUGCGUUGGAGUGUCUGCCCAUAUCGAACAAAACCAUGUUGACCGACAGCAAGGUAUACCAAACGGUACGCGAUUGGUCGAACAACAAGGAAUCACAUUCGCCAAGCGACGGAUCGCCUAAGGAAGCAGCAAAUGUGAACACUGCGGCGGCACCACCAACCACAGAAGAUGCCAGUUCAGAGCUCCAGAAAUUGGCUGCCAAAUUGGUCCAUACUUGGGACAAUUUACCAGAAGUAUUCCGCAUACCGAAGCGGGAGCGUAUCGAACAAAUGAAGGAACACGAACGUGAAGCCGAUAGGCAGUACAAGGUCUUGGAGAGGGGUCUGAUGUCGUCGUCUGGAUCGGACGUAAAUCGUAAUCGCGAGAGGUUCAAAAGCAAAAGUGGUCCGAAGGGUCGAUUUAAUUGGUCCAAGGACAAGGAACGAGAGCGUAUGAAUGAGAGAAGAAAGUAUGCCCAGAACAAUAACAGCGGGAAGGAUGGGAACGAUAAGUCAGCUGGAUCUCAAGCUUGCGAAUCGCAUCUGUCCAAGGAGCAGAGGAGAGAACUUUUUGCUGCAAAGGUUGCUCGAGAUGAAGCCGAGAAACGUCUGGCUGAAGAACGCCGAGAAUUCGAUAUCAAAUGUCGCUUCUUCGGCCUCGAUCCGAAAAGAAUGCGACCAGAAAAUAUGCCCUUCUGUGUCAAUCCAUCAACCGGUCAAUGGUAUUCAACUGACAAAAAAGCAAUUUCCACACCUCCUAGCUAUGCGCACGUCCAGGUACCAGUUAAGCCAAAAUCAACAAAUCCCGAAGACUAUCGACUCCCAACCAUGGAUCUACCGCCAUUAUGGAAGUUUGCCAUCAGCCCCAAGGGAAAAAUUUACUAUUAUCAUGUGAAAAUAAGAAUACCCCAAUGGGAGCCGCCAAUUAAGAUUCUACCCUUGGCCGGGCAACACAAUACCGAGGUGAAAAAUUCCGAAAGUGAUUCCUCCACAGCUGGCAUCAAUGACAGUUCCGAGGAUGAUAUUGAAGUUAUAAAGGGUCUUGAUCCUGUCAAACUACAAGCUUACAUUGAGAAGAAAAUCGAGGAUAGAAGACUUCAGCGCUACACUAGGCUAGUUGAAGAGAAACCUAUAAGCCCUCGCAAAGAAGAAGAUCGUAUUUAUAACCAAAUGGAGGUGAGAAAAUACAAAGAGAACAAAGAAAAAAUACGCAAACGCAAGGAGGAGAUUAGACGACGACGUGAUAUUAUUGUAAAAGCAAGCCUUGAUGGGUCGAAUUUAUCCGAAGCCGCAGAAGCUGCCGUCGUCGAAGCUACUAAAGAUGCUCUUCCAAUACAGGAUUAUCUAUUGUCUUCCGAGGAGGAGGAAAUACUCAAGGCCGAAUGUAACAAUAGUCCACUUAUAGAUAAGAUUGUUCAAGGCGAUAAAAUUGUUGACGAAUUGGAUGCGCUGCAGCGAAAGCGAGCCCUAAAACGAGCCUUACCAAUUCGGGAUAAAUAUGAUCAUAAAAAGCGAAAGGUCGAUAAAACUAAGGAUUCAAGCAAGAGUACAAAACGCAAUAAGGAUGGAGAAGGAAGUAGUAGCAGUAGUAAAUACCGCAAAGUUAGAGAAAAGUUCCGAUGUGAAAUCGCUGGAAUUAUUGUUCAACAUUUAAAGCCAUAUCGCGAUGAAAGUUGUUUCACUGGAAAAAUUCUCACAGAUGAUGAUUUUAAUCAUUUGGCAAGAAAGCUAACCCACUUUGUGAUGGUCAAAGAAUUAAAGUACUGCGAGUCAAUUGGCCAAACACUCAUAGUCACUGAAUCAGUCAAAAAUAAAUCACGAGAAUUCAUUAAAAAGUACAUGGCCAAGUACGGGAAAGUUUAUGUGCGUCCUAAAAAUGAUCCAGAAUUUAAGGACAUACCGUUCUUGUAAAAAAAAAUACAGAAACAGAAACAGCAAAUUUGUUUUUGCUAUGUUCAUUUAAUUUUAAAUAUUUUUCCUUUAAAAAUUUGACUUUAUGACAUUUUUUCUUUUAAUUAUAUUGUUUUCAUAGUCUUUAGUUUGUAAGUUUAGUCAAGAGAAAGCAGCAACAAAUUAUCAUGAAAAUCUUUCUCAUUUUAUUCUAAAAAAAAAAAUAAAUACAAUUUUUCUAAAAGAAAAAAAAAAGAAACAAAACGUACGAUUACGUGGAAUGCAUUCUGUAUUUUAAAAAAUAAUUCAUCUCCUCUCUAUCAUCCAUCAUAAAUAUAUAUUAUCUAUUCUACUAUUUUAAUAAUUGUAAUUGAUUUUAGAAUUUAAGUAAAGCAAAAUAAUAUUUUUAAAGGUUUUUAUAAAUAUUAAAUAAAAACAAACGUUGGAUCUAUCUAUGUGAGUAUUUGUGAAUAUGAAAUAUUGGUAUCAAUUACCAAGCUAAACAUACAAAAUAAAUAUUUGGACAUACUAUUAUACGAAAAAUAUAUAUAUUAAAUAUUUUUGAAUACAUAAUGUAGUAGAAUAUCAACAGUAAAUUAAAAAAAUGUAUGUAAAAUGUUAAUAUAUAGAAAAAUAAAAUAAUUGAAUAGAAAUCAAUAGAAA
Messenger RNA from Eupeodes corollae, 11850 nucleotides. It is a transcript of the gene Set2, whose product is annotated as probable histone-lysine N-methyltransferase CG1716. Gene Ontology annotation, cellular component: chromosome; nucleus. The coding region runs from base 544 to 11208 and encodes 3554 amino acids. Gene Ontology annotation, biological process: regulation of DNA-templated transcription. The transcript has 9 exons. The record is from RefSeq and is a predicted model, not a curated record. NCBI's taxonomy places the organism in Eukaryota, Metazoa, Arthropoda, Insecta, Diptera, Syrphidae. Gene Ontology annotation, molecular function: histone H3K36 methyltransferase activity; protein binding.